AUUGACUUGGCUUACAGCAAGCUCCCCACACACAACCCCCCGCACGGCUUCAUUCUUCCCAAUUACCCCGCACAACCCGCCCCCAAACAUCCCCGAUCGCGCAGUUCCAAGAAUCCGACAUUCCCGGCUCCUUGUCUGCGUAAAAUAUCUUUCUUCAGUGUAUUUUUCCAUCUAUCUAGCAGUUUUACUUUCUUGCAGGAGUGGCAAUUACGAUGGAGAAUCAAGCUGCGACUGGUCAUAAGGUCAAGCGUCGUGCGGCGAAAGCCUGCAGCUCGUGUCGAUCAAGGAAGGUCCGUUGUAAUGUAGUCGAAAGUGGACCACCAUGUACCAAUUGUCGUUUGGAUUCUGUCAAGUGUGUUACUGUUAGGAAUAGAAGACAUCGAGUAUCACGUCCUGUACGAAUCCCCCCGACUGUCAAUGAAAUGCCUAUGGACAACUUUACACAUAAUGGCCUGAACUGGUCUGAAUACACGUUGUCUGGUGACAAAUCUGCAUCUCAACACCAGAACAAAGAACCUCCUGGGGCAACGAAUGGGCGUACGUCCUGUGCGCAAACCCCAUCGACCACUUCUCCUACGAGUGUAGCCAGCUUUGAUCAUAAUGGGCUGGACUGGUCCCAGUACAUGUCGUCUGGCAACCAAUCCUCGUCUCAACAUCAAAAUGACGAGCUUGCCGGAACAACUAUAGGAGAAUCUUCUUGUGAGCAAGAUCCACCUACAACGUCCGCUAUUAGUUCGAAUUCAUCGGAUUAUUUCUACUGCGAUAGCUAUUUCGACUGCGCACCCAUCACCCAAGGUAGUGUCGGGGAAGCCAUUCCUUGCUUGCCUCCCUAUAUAUCGCCACUACCAACUCGCCUAGACAAGACAGUUCUACAGUUUCUUUCCAGCAAUGGCGCUUUCUCAGUCCCCAGUGCAGAGUUCCGACAUAUCUGCGCUUCACGGUACCUUGAGUUACAGCAUCCAUUAUUCCCCUUAUUAGAUCUGCACAACUUGUUGACAAUCACACAACGUGGAAAUGACAAAUGCGGUACGAUAAGUCUUUUGCUUUUUAAUGCUGUCAUGUGCGCCGCAUUGGCAUUUGUCGAAAACGACCAUGUUAUACGCGCUGGCUACCCCUCCAAGCGGGCAGCACGGAUGUCGUUUUUUAUAAGGGCAAAGCUUCUUUAUGAUUUUGACACCGAGCCGGAUCGAUUCAUUUCGAUCCAAGCAGCUUUACUUCUGAGUAAUUGGUACCCUGGAGUAGACGAGAAAAAGGAUCCCUGGUUCUGGAGCGGCACUGCAAUCUCAUUAGGACACACUAUUGGCCUACAUCUUGACCCAGUCGAAUCCAAGGUUGGGAAAGACAAAAUACGAAUAUGGAGGCGUCUGUGGUGGACUAGUUUUUGCCGUGAACAGAAGCUCGCACUGGCAUUAGGACGUCCAUCGAGGUUGACAUACUACAAUGUCCCCAUGCUUACCUUGGACGACUUCGAUAUCGGCUCGCUGCCAGAUAGCGCUUCAUAUUUGGAAUGCACAUAUUCGGGUGAUGUAGCGCGACAAAAGGAACUGGCCCUUCUAUGCAUAGAACAUACAAAACUAUGCGUUUGUAUCUGUCACAUUGUCUCUUCAAUCUUUGCUAAUCGCCGGAAAGUCGACGGUGGCUCCCAGGAUAUAUAUAACGGGACAUAUAGCCAGGCUCCAUAUGAAGAUAUGGACAGCUGCGCGAAAAAUAUCGAACAAUGGCUUGUAGCAACGCCAAAAGACUUGCUAUACGAGAAUGUGUCGAAAGAGAACUACGAUAUUGCAGACCGCUGCCUCAUCAUGGCCAAGGCCAACAUCUACAUCCUAUACUACGGAGCCAUCGCCGUCUUGCAUGGACAUAAAACACUAAACAGCGGCUUGUCCUGGGAAUAUUCCACCCAAAACGACCCCCAGCAAACCCCCCAGCGCAUUGUCCGCGAAGCCUCCUUGGAGAUAACUCGCGUGAACCAAAAUCUCCACCAGCUCGGCCUACUCCCCUACUCCUCAACAACAGCAGUAGGUACUGUCGUAGCAGCCGCCAUGGUUCACGUGCUCGACCUCAAAUCCGUAAAAUCACCCCCGCCACCAACCGUCCCCGAUGAAAUCAAGCAGAGCAUGGAGUUUCUCCAGAUCCUCCAAGAAGCCUACGGCACCGCGGUUAGCGCUCUGCAAUUCCUUCGCGCCGCCGCUCGUGCAGCUGGUCUCUCUAUUCUCGAGCCUGAGGCUAAGAGUAUUCCACCACCGACAGAUACGCAGCCGCGAGAGGAAGAAUUGCAGAAGCUGUUUCCAGUCAUACCCGCCUCCAUGCCGUCGAAUCUGUUACCUGCUUCCCCAUCUUGGGGGGUGAGGGAUGAGCUUUUUGGGCAGUCAUAUUUGAAUGACACGCAGGAUAUGGAUUUUUUUGGCGAUAUAUACAUGCUUGACUUCGACGGGGCUACUACUGGAUUGGAUCAAUCUGCAGACCUUGGGUUUAAUGAUACCUCGUUUGAUAUGUAGUGUUAUAUUACAUGGGUCUGUUUGAUUUGGAGUUUAAAGAAUGAUAAUGAGAAAUGUUUUUUUUAUCUUAA
Messenger RNA from Pseudogymnoascus verrucosus, 2566 nucleotides. RefSeq lists its product as uncharacterized. Gene Ontology annotation, biological process: DNA-templated transcription; regulation of DNA-templated transcription. Lineage: Eukaryota; Fungi; Ascomycota; Leotiomycetes; Thelebolales; Thelebolaceae. Gene Ontology annotation, molecular function: zinc ion binding; DNA-binding transcription factor activity, RNA polymerase II-specific; DNA binding. The transcript is spliced from 3 exons. The record is from RefSeq and is a predicted model, not a curated record. The coding region runs from base 213 to 2495 and encodes 760 amino acids.